AUGCAUUUUAUAUUUGUCUCACAGUUUCUCUUAUAUCUCUUAAUUUUUUAUGUCGACUGUGAAGAUUUUUAUCAUUUGCUUGGAAUAUCACGGGAGGCUGACAAUAGAGCAAUCAGAAGAGCAUUCAAGAAGCUAGCUUUGGUCAAACAUCCAGAUAAGAAUCCUAAUGAUAACAAUGCGCAUAAAGAAUUCAUGAAGCUUUAUCGUGCUUAUGAAGUGUUAAUGGAUGAAGAACUGCGGAAAAAAUAUGAUCGAUACGGCGAGCAGGGUUUGACCGAUGAUUAUAAGGAAAACCAUCAAUACCAGUCAUGGCAAUUCUAUAAAGAUAACUUUGGUAUAUACGAUGAGGACAAGCAAAUAAUAACACUGUCACGGUCGGAUUUUGAAAUGAUAGUCUCCGAAACGGACGAAAUAUGGUUCAUCAAUUUUUAUUCCACAUUUUGUUCACAUUGUCACCAGUUAGCGCCUACAUGGCGAAAAUUUGCUCAAGAAAUGGAAGGUGUUCUUCGGAUAGGUGCUGUAAAUUGUGCUGAAGAUCCUAUGCUUUGUCAUUCACAAGGUGUUAUGGGUUAUCCAAGUUUGGUAAUUUAUCCACAUCGACAUUUUUUCCAUGGAAAUCGACAACUGGAUCAGAUAAUAGCAUUUGCCAUGGAAUACGUUACUGGUAUGGUACUGCAGUUGACGGAUUCUGAUAUUGACCUAUUCAAAAUGGAAAAGAAUGAGAAAGAUACACGUGGAUGGUUACUGGAUUUUUGUGAACGCCAGAAUAGUGAUUGCUUAUCUGAAUUAAACAGAAGAAAACUUGCAGCCAAUUUGCAUGGUCUUGUAAAUGUUGCGAAAGUUAAUUGCGACGAAUCAUUGAAACUUUGCACAUUAUUUGGUCGCAAAAGUGGUAUAGUGUAUUUCCGACGUGAUGACGGAAGGGAACCUGAUAAGGCACGGGAAAUUAAUAGUCUCGAUUUUAAGGAAAUAGCAGCCAUCGUUUUAACAUAUGUUCCCGAUAUACCAUAUAUCGAUAAAUUGCUGGAAAAAAUUUUUGAAGUUCAAAUCCGCGAUCAUUCAUUUUUGAUUAGAUUUGGUUCCGGUGAAAUAGAUAACAAUGCAGAACUAAAAAAACUAUCUGCGAAAUUAAGUGAUGAAAUUAAGAUAUAUUUCGCUGAUUGUUCCAAGGCCAAGAAUCUAUGUGAAAAUUUGAAAUUGACUAAACUUCCGAAAUGGGUUCUUUUCAAAAAACAGGGAAGCUAUGAAAUAUAUCACGGCAAGAUGGAAACAGUACAUGAUAUUGCCCUAUUUGCUGUAGAAAGCCAUUUUUCACCACUUGUUACUCUCACACCCGAAACCUAUGCAUCUGCUAUUGAUUCAGGCGAUGAAUGGCUUAUCGAUUAUUAUGCUCCAUGGUGUCCACCUUGUUUGCGCGUGCUGAAAGAGUUAAGAAGAUUGCAUAAUUAUGUGGAGAGUAUAAAAAUUGGAACUAUUGACUGCGUCCAACACAGUGACAUUUGCAGGAAAGCGAAUACUAACGCUUACCCAAAUAUAGUGUGGCACAGUGGUGGUAGGUCUUCUGCGCGUGCAGGCUAUUUAGAUGUUGCUACAAUAGCGGAGUUUAUUGAAGAUGCACGUAAUCCAUCAGUGAUCGAUUUAUCACCAUCAGAUUUUAAUCCACUGGUUUUGGACAGAAAACAAGGCACUGUUUGGCUAGUUGAUUUUUAUGCACCGUGGUGUGGUCCUUGUAAUCAGUUAGCACCUGAAUAUAAGAAGCUUGCUCGAAAUAUGCGCAUGAAAGAAUUCGUUCAUUUUGGAAUGGUAGACUGUGAUCAACAUCGACAGCUGUGCAUGAAUUUGGCUAUUCAGAGUUAUCCAACCAUUCGACUCUAUUCGUCUGGUUCUCAUACCGUAGAUUAUCCUUCAAAUUGGUGGCGUGAUCACCGGUCCAUGGAAGUAUGGCUGAGAAAUUAUUUACCAUCGAAAGUUAUCAGUAUUGGAAAUGAUUUUUUUGCCAAGGUGUUGGAUGAUGAUAAACCAUGGCUGGUCGACUUUUUUGUCACUUGGUGCUCACAUUGCAUUGAAUUUGCUCCUGUUUUUGAGCGCGUUGCAGAGAUUCUGGAGGAUCGUGUGAAACUUGGAAAAGUCGAUUGCGGACUUUGGCCAAAUAUUUGUCAAAGUGUUGGAGUGUCUGUCUAUCCUACUGUUCGAUUUUAUAGUGGCUCACGAAAUGGCUAUAUCCAAACAACCAGUGGAGUUCUUAUUGAGUCGCAAGACGGAGAUAGUAUCGUACGUCAGAUUGAAAAAGAGCUGACCAAAACAGACCGCCUUUAUAAGACUGAAUUGUAA
Messenger RNA from Acanthocheilonema viteae, 2331 nucleotides. The record is from the annotation of a GenBank genome assembly. NCBI's taxonomy places the organism in Eukaryota, Metazoa, Nematoda, Chromadorea, Rhabditida, Onchocercidae.